UUGGAAAAUACAGCAAAUUACCUCCGAACCAUUGCUCAUCGUUAGUGCAGAUUAUUUCGAGUAACCCGAAAAUUGGAAGAGGAGGGAACAAUUGUUCUUUACAUCUCAAAUUUAUAGACGAAUAGAAAAAUGGUAUAUGCCAGCAUAAGCGGUAUCAUUAAAGGACCUUAUCAGGAAAUUAAGAAAGACAAGGAAAGGCACAUGUCGCCAGGGCAACAACAGCAGCAGCAGCAGCAAUAUCGUCAGCAACAGUCGUCAGGAAAGAAUGACAAGUACGGCUCUUGGGGACCGAUCUUUAAAAACAAGGAAAACUUUAUCAACAUGCAUACAUGUUGAUCUUUCACCGGGAUGUAACCUCCACGCGCGCUAUUGUGGCUUUUAAAAUGUGGUGCAAGGUGUUUCUCGCUCGGAGGCGAUUUAGGAGAAAAUUAUAUUUUAUGCCAAUUAUGCUUCUUAUUUGUGGUACCGCAAUUGAUUGAAACUUAAAUAGUACUAAUCACAACUGCUCACGCGUAACUUGCAGCUUAACCCCCUCUCUUUCUCUUUCAUAAUAAUCUAAUCUGAAAUUAUAUCUCAAGUACAAUUUCGACAAUAAACAGAUAAAAGAAGAAACCAUUUAACGACUUGUAAUGUUCGCAAGUAAGUUGUAAUCGAAAAGUGUACGUGUAUAAAUGAAGAAAUUUCUCGACUUUAUUACAUUACUUGAUCUUUAUUAAGCUGUAAGUUACGCCACUGUAGUGAGCUAUCCUCUCGGUGGUAACAUAAAUACAAGAAUUUUACUUCUUUUAUCGCUUUGUUUUCUCUGCAACAGUGCUUCGAAGAUGAGCGAUUAAAGCAGUGAAAACUAUUAAAUCUACAAUAACGAUGACAAUGGUUCGGAGAGAUUUUAAUACGCUUCUCAAGAUGCAAUUCUCUUUUACUUUGCUUUUAAUUCUAUGGUCGCACGCUGUAAUGGGUAUAUAUAGGGGCUUAUAUGUUGUAUGAGUUUUAAGUGCUUAAAGUUAUGAAAUAAAGGUGCAUUGAAACAAUUGAGUGUGUAAAACAUUAAUGCCACGUUGCCAAAAAUGAUAAAAGCGACGAUUUAAUUUUUUUUUGUAUAAGAGAGCGCUUCCUGAUUACUUAAAGUAAAUAUCUGACGAAUUCGUGCCGAGUUAUAAAACAAUGUCACAGUCGAUCGAAGAAAAUUAAAUAUUACAAAAAUUUUGUAUUUUGUAACAUCUUCCAUAGUUGCGACAGUAGUAUAAUGUCAAAACGAGAUUCAAAUAUCGAAAUAUCAAUAGAAAUUUGCAAAUGUUGAUGAACGUCGGCUCAUCUAGAUGAUUACGUUUUUCAGCGUGAUGGGAAAAACAGGGUCGUACGGGCAUCUUUGAAAAGUACAAAGCUGCAAUGUAACUGAUGGAUUUGACAAUGAGGGAGAGAGUGGAAGGAGGUUGUGUGAAAUACGGAGGCAACGGAGGAAGGAAAGCUCGUGUUUUCUCGCUUUCUUACGAAGCGAGCUUUUUCUCGCAUCUCGGGGGUAAAUGGAGAGUCGGCGCAGCAGUCGGGGCGGUGCAGUCAGUCGGAGCGCGCCGUGCCGAUUCGUUCGGAGGUUCAAGUCAACUACUCGCGGAUACUCUAUCCAGACCGUCUAUUAAUUUAUUUAUUUAUUUAUUUUUCUCUAGUUAUUUAUUUGUGUCGCUUAGCGUAUUCGCGAGCAGCCUAGAGUUCAAUUUUCGAGCUACUUUGUCUCUUGCUAGCACGACUUGCUAAUACCUAAACUCUCGGCUACAUUCGUGACGAGGUCCAAGUGCAAUCGCUACGAUCGAAAGGGGGAAAAAAGGGCGAAAAGUGUCGUCGUGGAACGCAAAAACCUCGCGAGGAGUCGCCCGCGGCCGCACAUCGCUGCUAUUUCGAGGCUGGGACAUACCGCUCGUCACCGAAUGCACCGUAAAACAAGAGGAAAGUAUGAGAUCUAGAGACUCCGUCGUGUACACCCCGGUAUCCCUUGGACCCGAUACUGACGAUGAGGAGACGUUGGUCAACGAGGAAGUGUACAAAAAUGACUUGGCGCAGAUACGAGCGUUGGUCGAGUCGACGGGGGUGUUGGGUGGAUCCACGUGCCCAUCCUGCGAAAUGCCCUUUGACAAGGGCAAGAAACGUCGCCUGAUCGAUUCCUGCGGCCACGAGCGCUGCUACUCCUGUCUAUUUCGCAGCGAGGUCUGUCCACUUUGCCUGCGUGGCUACGAUCUCAACGACGACGGCGACGACGUCGACGACGACGAGGACGAGGACGACAACGACGACGACGACGAUGACGACGAUGACCGAUUGGAAGAACCAUCUCUCAGGGAUGUUUCCUCGGCACCGCUGUCCAUCUUCGCGCCCACGGAUGGUUGGCUCGAUGAGUCAUCGACGGUGAAUUCUCUCUGUGGCAGCCCCAGGCUACGCACCAAGAUCACCACGAGGGCUAAUCUACCGUCGCGAGUUUUACACCAGCGAGGCGCGGCUGAAAAUCUCUCCUUGAUAGCAGUAGCCAAGAACUUGAAAAGUAAGGCCACUUCGCCACUCUCAGCUCCUUCUGUCUCUCAAGAUCGGCAAAAACUCAAAAUGACGCAAAGUUGUCCCACGCCACCAAACCAACGAAGAAGAUUCUUUCUCAACCCAAAAGUGCUGAGAAGUUCCUUAGCCGUCCAGAGGCCUUCGAGACACGCGGUGUCCUCGCCCGAGCCGAUUGUACACGACAAUCCUUCCGCCUUAUCAGUUGGGAUGACUUCGUCUUUGGAGGGAAAAGCAAGUUGGCCCGGCGUUGUCUUGGGAAAGAUCAAAUCUCUGUGGAGCAGUAGUCAAGGCACGGCUAACGACGGGCUGAAUCAGCUCAUCGGCUCGUCGAAUAAAGUUACAGACGAUGAGGGUGGUUGCGUGAAACCGUUGUCUUCGAAAACCAGAAAAUCGUCACAGUCGGACCUGUACAUGAGAUUGGGUCUGCUAUUGGGAUCGAAUCGAGCAAACGCGAGCAUGGAAUCGAGCGUGCAUCCCUCACGUACUCCGAUACAAGGGCACGACAGCUCUGCGGCCUCCUUCAGCAGCCUGACCAGCUUUGAGGCGCAGACAUUGGCAUCAACGAAUACGAGCCCAGUGUCAACGUUGACGGGCACGUCGAGCGAAGCGGAGGCCGCGGCGGCAGCGCUGCGAUGCUCUAUGAAACCGAAGGUCAAGGCCAAGGGGAAAACAAAAUCCAGAGACUGCGACAGCGCUGGUAGUCUGGCAUCUAUUUCCACAUCAUUAUCCGCGUCCACGUCAAUGUCCAUGUCUAUGUCCGUGUCAGUAUCGGGCCUUUCGAACGGUAGCUCCAGCCCGCUCGCACCUAGAAGACAUUCCGUCAAUGCCGCACACGCGGGUCAACCCGACGAGCUCGGCCAGUUGAAGAACAGACGAUCCUGCGCCCGAAGGUCGGCGAGAGCCAGCAACGUGAAAGGUCCAUUGGACGCGAAACUACGUUUCGUUCAGCGUCAUACGACGCAACUAAACCUGAAACCACUAUUCUUCGAGGUGCCGUUGUUAGAGCAAGAUCCACUUUUCGCGGGACGACAGUGGUUGUUACAUGAAUUAGAAUCUGUCAUCAAUGGCUCCAGUCCUGGUAUUUUGCUUUCCGGCUCGUCUGGCACGGGAAAAACUGCACUCGUUUUACAAUUGGUAGAACACAGUUGUUUCGGAAGAAGGAAAGAGCAGCCAAGGUCCGCAGAAGUGAGCGAGGAAUGCGACGAGACGGAGAAACAGAACGCGACUCUGCGAGCCAACAUUCAGCAUACUAACGAAAAGGUCCGCGAAUUAGCGUCGCACGUUGUAGCCUAUCAUUUUUGCCAAGCCGACAAUAACAGUACCUGCCUAGUCCCAGAUUUAAUUCACUCACUAGCGGCGCAACUCUGCCAGGCUCCUCAAUUGAUCUCGUAUAGGGAAUACCUCUUGUCCGAGCCCCAUCUCCAAGGCUCUCUGUCGCAAAGGGAAUGUACCGUUGAUCCUGAUCUCGCGCUCUCGAGAGGUAUUAUCGAACCACUUUCGACUCUGAAGAAAGCCAAUAAACUGCCAACCUCGAAUAUGGUAAUAUUAAUCGACGCCGUUUGCGAGGCAGAGUAUCACAGGCCGGACAGAGGCGACACUAUAGCUUCUUUUCUAACGAGGCAUGCACCUAACAUUCCUAGCUGGUUAAAGAUCGUUUGCACGGUCCGGACACCGUUGUUGGAUUGCGCGAAACAACUACCAUACACGAGAAUCUCGUUAGACAAGACUACGAACGAUGCGAUCGGUAACAGCAUCGCCAAGGAUUUAUCCGAUUACGUCGGUUAUAGAUUAGCGCAAAGCCCGUCCAUCCAAUCGAAUGUAACUGCGUCGGUAAACGGCAAGGCAGAAUCAUCGUGUAGCGCCUAUCAGACGAGAUUCUCUUCACAUUUGCUCACUCUAGCCAGAGGUAGUUUCCUCUUUGCUAAGCUAACGCUUGAUCUUAUCGAGAGCGGGCAUUUAGUUGCUAAAUCUGCAAGUUACAAGGUUUUACCGGUUUCUCUCGCACAGAUCUUUCUCUUACAUUUCAACUUGAGAUUCCCUACGGCAGCGUCAUUCGACAAAGUACAACCUCUUCUGGCUGUUUGUCUGGCAGCUCUAUACCCACUGACUCUACCUGAAAUUUUUUAUUCCGUCAAUUCUCUAAAUGUACAUCAUUUUAUUUCAUGGGACGAUUUUUUACAGAGAUUUAAGAUGCUCUCUGGCUUUCUCGUGAAACGCUUGGACAAUACGUACAUGUUCUUCCACCCAUCGUUCAGGGAAUGGCUGAUGAGAAGAGAUGAGGGGGAAUCGACAAAAUUCCUGUGCGAUUACAGACUUGGUCAUGCGGCGAUAGCAUUUAGACUGUCUCGCCUUCAAGCACCGUUGGAUGGUGACAAAACUUUAGAACUAGGUCACCAUGUGCUAAAGGCACACGUUUACAGAGGCGUAGCUCCAUGUUGGCCCUCGCGCGAUUUACAAGCAAUUUGGCUAACUUUAUCGACCGAAUGCAUCUCCUCGGCAUUGUGCACGCUUCGAAACAUUUACAGUCCAAAUGUGAAGGUAUCGCGGCUGCUCCUGCUGGCGGGUGCAUCGCCGAAUCACAUUACCGAGUACUUGGGUAACGCACCCGUCCUAUGUAUGUACGCGCACGAAGGUUCCGUCGAGAUGGUGUCGCUUCUUCUCGAGUUUGGCGCUGACGUUGAACUGACCAACAGCCAAGGCUGUACCGCUCUAUCGCUGGCGGCUGCCCGAGGACAUUGUGACGUUGUCAGAAGAUUGGCCGCCGCUGGUGCCUCGUUGGGACACGUAGACAUGGCCGGCCAAUGUCCUCUGGUGCACGCGGCAAGACACGGAAGACUGUCCGUGGUUGGGUAUCUUUUGGCCUGCGACUGGAUCAGUGAAAAUAAAGCGGAAAGUGGCGCCUUGGAAAUAGACAGAGAAGAAGCCGCCCAGCAAGCGGUUGUCGCAGCUGCGUCACAGGGUCACGAAGCGGUUGUAGAGUAUCUUUUGGACAUGGCAGAGGUGAUUGUAGAUCGUCCCGAUACAUUGAUCGGCGAGACCGCCCUAACGGUCUCCGCUGCAAACGGUUCGACUGCGACCGUUUCCGCGCUUUUGGCUCACGGUGCCAAUCCAAGAGCCGUCAACACGAAAGGCCUCUCUCCUCUCAUGCUCGCCGCCAGGGAAGGGCACUGGGGUACCGCCGAACGACUUUUACAGGGAGAUUUAUCCAUCAGCAUGAAUACAGUAACGGACGAAAGUGUAGCGCUUCUGGAACAAGGCGAUCUCGCUGGUCGUACCGCUUUAAUGUUGGCCGCUUCGGAAGGUCACAUUAAUCUGCUCGAGCUGUUUCUCGAUAAAGGCUCGAUUCUAGAGACGAAGGACAAGGAGGGACUCACCGCUCUCAGUUGGGCUUGCGUCAGGGGACGCGUCACCGCCGUACAAAUGUUGCUCGAUCGCGGCUCUGAUGUCAAUACGAAUGACAACUCUGGUAGAACUCCUUUGGAUUUGGCCGCAUUUCAGGGUAAUCCAAAGCUAGUACAACUGUUACUCGAAAAAGGAGCCGCGGUGGAACACGUUGAUCUUCAUGGCAUGCGACCUCUGGACCGAGCUAUCGGAUGUCGCAAUAUACCAGUCGUUCAAUGCUUCUUGCGUCGUGGUGCUAAAUUAGGCCCUGCUACAUGGGCCAUGGCAGCAGGAAAGCCAGACGUUUUGAUAAUCCUAUUGAAUAAGCUUUUGGAAGACGGCAAUGUUUUAUAUCGAAAGAACAGAUUGAAAGAAGCGUCGCAUCGAUACGCGUACGCUCUUAGAAAAUUCCCAGUUUCGCCAGAAGAAGAUUGUCAAGGGCAGGAGCAAAGUCAUAUGAUGCUGCAGCUUCAAACUUUUACGCAACUUCACUUGAAUUUCCUUCUAAAUUUGAGCCGAUGCAAGCGCAAAAUGAACGAAUGUACCGAAGCUAUUGAACUCGCUGACGAAGCCCUCAGUAUCCGGUCCGUUUCUUACGAAGCAUUCUACGCUAGAGCUAAAGCGCGCGUAGACUUGGGUAUGUUUGAAGACGCUCUAUCGGACGUUCAAGAAGCUCUUCAAAAUGCACCAGCUCACAACAGACAAGAUCGUAGAGUGCUCGCUACUUUAAAAGAUGAGAUUGUCUCUUGGAUCGAUGGUGCUGGGACCAAUAAAGAACACGACGGUUAUAGUGCUAGAUCUCGCCUUCGGGCAUCAGUGGAUACUCUUACCGAAUUGUAAUGAUAUUUGCUUCAAACACUCGAAAAAAUUUAAAUUAUGCCAAUUUAAACACAUAGUAGUCUACAAUUAUAUUUAUAAAUUCAAUCUUUCGAGGUAACUAGAUUUCACACUCUACGUUUAGGCUUAUUAAAUAGCAGCAACGAAACUAUUUUUUUAAUAUCGAAAAUCAAGAUGCUAUAGCACUGAUAUAAAAACAGAUGAAAAAUUGAGAAAUAUAAUUGUUGAAUAAUUCCUACGGAAUUGUAUUAAUAGAUAAUCAUAGCUCGCUUGUCAAUUAUCGAUAUUUUGCAAAGUUUUUGACACAUGCACGCGCGCGCGCGCACGUGUAUGUGUGUAACGAUUUUUUUUAUACAUUUUAUAUAUUUAUAUGUAUGUAUAUAUGUAUGCAUAUACAUAUAUACAUACAUACAUGUGAUCGUUUAUUAUUCCAGAAUAGUAAUUGAUUUUAGAUUAUUUUAAUUUAAAUAAACUAUUUAAUUGUGUUUUUAUCAGUAUUUUAUAUUAUUACAAAUGUAAUCGUAGCGCAAUAUUCAUUAAUAUUUUUCAUUUAUACGUAGUAUAACGACAAAAAUCUUUACCUCGGAUAGGAAAAUGCCAAGUCCGUUUCUAACAAGGCGAAAAGAGAAUCCUCUUUUUAAUGUUUAACCUCGCAACAAUAUUUAUCAUGCUUGCAUCUUGCCAAACAUACAUUAUGUAUGUAUAAGUUGAUGAUGAUGAAAUUAUUAGAAUAGAUUCUCAAUCAAUGAAAGAAAUUUUUUCUUAACGUAUAUUUCACAUUAGGUGGUUAAAUAUUUAAAUCUCGCAAUUAUUAGCGAAAAAAUUUAUAACAUUUCAAUAUUGAGAAAAACAUUUUUUAAUUAAUAUCUGUGUGUAUGUGUAUGUGUGCGCGCACGUGCGUGCCUGUGUGUGAGCGAGCGCUUGUACAUACGUAUUCAUCAAAAUGUCGUCUCAUGCUAUUUACAUUUGAGGAAAUAUUAAUUAUUUACAUAAGACUCAGAAAAUACAUGAUGCUCGUAUCUAAUAAGUUUGAUCGAAGUGCUUAUGAGCGUUCGAAACACAAGAGAAAAACACAAACAUGUUAAUGUAAAUGUUAUUGACUCCGUAACAAAGGUGUCAAAUAAACUAACUUUUUAUUAA
Vollenhovia emeryi is the source of this 7896-nucleotide messenger RNA. It is a transcript of the gene rols, whose product is annotated as protein TANC1. Gene Ontology annotation, molecular function: protein binding. The record is from RefSeq and is a predicted model, not a curated record. Lineage: Eukaryota; Metazoa; Arthropoda; Insecta; Hymenoptera; Formicidae. The transcript has 18 exons. Bases 1945 to 6759 code for a protein of 1604 amino acids.